CCCCUGCAUCCUUUAUUUCCCUGCAACACUACACCUUUGGCAUUUGGAGAUUUCCUUUUUGAGGGGGAUGCCUACACCUGUCCUGGUCAGCUUUGGGCACCUGCUGUAAUCCGGCCAGGCUAUCUGAUGACCGAUCGCUCAGAGGGAUGACGGUAUUAGUCUGCUUUAACCUGCAGGGUCCCAGUAGGGCUGUGAAAUAGAUGCUACUUUUCUAGAUGAGUGUAAGCUAGCUGACUGAACAGAAGACCCCAGAAUCCCACCUGCAGACAUGAAUGGUGGGUUUAAUAUUUGGGCUAUAACCCCUGAAGAAAGAGGCAAACAUGAUAAACAGUUUGACUCUCUUUCUCCCACACUGGGAUACGUGUCAGGAGAUCAAGCGCGCAAGUUUUUCCUGCAGUCUGGCCUUCCUGCGUCAGUGCUGGCUGAGAUCUGGGCGUUGGCCGACAUGGGCAGGGAUGGAAAGAUGGACAGAUUAGAGUUCUCCAUUGCCAUGAAGCUGAUUAAGCUGCAGCUGCAGGGUCAGCCGCUGCCCUCCUCUCUGCCCGUCAUCAUGAAGCAGACGCCUGUCCCUUCGAUGACCUCAUCGGCACGCUUCGGUAUGGGGUCAAUGCCUAACCUGUCGGUCAUGCCAGCGAUGCCAAUGCUCACACCCUUGCCUCUCGGCUCCUCUGUGACCUCCAUGACCUCCGUGACCUCUAUGACCUCUUUGACCUCUAUGCCAGCUGUGCCCCCCAUUUUGCCCGGAGCACUGCCCAUGCCACUGAUUCCUGACCCCCUCAGCAUGCCAGCCUUACCCAACGGCACUGCUACCCUUCUCACACCAACACCAGCUGUCCCUCUCUCUACAGGCCUGAGUAAAUCUCACUCACUCUUGGACUUGGCUUCCAGCAGCUCUAACUCCUCCUCCACCACCUCCCUGGCGAGUAACUCCCCAAAGACUGGAGCGUGUGAUUGGGCGGUGCCUCAGUCGUCCCGCCUCAAAUACCGCCAGCAGUUCAACAGUCUGGACAAACUGAUGAGUGGAUACCUGUCAGGUCCUCAGGUCAGAAAUGCUCUAACUGCCUCUAACCUUACCCAGACUCAGCUGGCCACCAUAUGGACUUUAGCGGAUGUGGAUCGUGACGGUCAGUUGCGAGCAGAAGAGUUCAUUCUGGCUAUGCAUCUGGUGGACAUGGCUAAAACUGGGCACCCUUUACCCCUGACCCUUCCUGCUGAUCUAGUGCCACCGUCUUUCAGAACAGGGAAGUCAUGUGACCUGCUGAAUGGCUCCAUUCCUCUUAUCAACACUGACCUCAUCGAACCAGAUCUUCCACAGAAGAGCAAGAGUAACGUGUCUUUUGAGGAUAAACUGAAGGAGAAUUUCCAGAGAGGCAGCAUGGAGCUGGAGAAACGACGGCUGGCUUUGCAGGAGGAGCAGCGGAAGGAGGAGGAACGCAGGAGAGAGGAAGAGAGGAGAGAAGAGGAGAGGAGACGGCAGAAAGAGAGGGAGGAGCAGGAGCGGAGAGAGAGGGAGGCGCGGGAGCUGGCGCUGCGCAGGCAGAGAGAGGAGGAGCAGCGGAUGGAGAGGCAGAAAGAGAUGGAGAGACGGAGGGAAGAGGAGAGACUGAAAGACCUGGAGCGGCAGGAGGCAGUGGAGAGACAGAGACGGAUGGAGUGGGAGAGGGCGAAGCGUGCCGAGCUUCAGGCUCAGAGAGAGAGAGAGCAGCGAGACAUCGAGAGACUCACAGCCAGGAAGAGGAGCCUGGAGCUGGAGCUGGAGGCUGUGGGUAACAAGCACAAGCAGAUUUCAGACUGCCUCCGCGAAGCCCAGAGCAAGAGGCGGGUUCAGAGGGCAGAGCUAGAGCUCAUCAAUCAGAGGCGGGACGGUCGCAUCGCCGACAUCAACUCUCUGCAGCUGCAGUUUGAGGAUGUUCAGAGGCAGCUGACUAGUCUGACUCCAGAGAAGCAGAAACUAGCAGACAGACUGAGAGAGCUCACUCAGACCAGCACUACACGUGGGGGAGUGAGUGACAUGAAGCAGAGCGUGAGUGAGAAGGAUCUGAGCUGUAGGAAGCUGAAGGAGCAGCUGGACGCUCUGGAGAGAGAGACGACAGCCAAGCUGUGUGAGAUGGAGCGCUACAACCGGGACAUGAAGUUAGUGGAGAUGGAUGACUGUGUGCUAAAGGGGCUUCUGUCACUGUUGGGCUGUCUAACCAAUCUCUUCCUUCUAAUAAAGGAGCUGAGGGAGAGGCAGCGACAGCAGCAGGCUGUGCUGGAGCAGCUGAGCCGAGUGAAAGCAGAGAAAGUGAAGGAGCUGCAGAGACGGCGACAGGAGCAGGAGGAAAGGAGGAGGAGAGAGGAAGAGGAGGCCAGACAGGCUAAGCUGGAGCAGGAGCGCCUGCAGAAGGAGGAGGCCGAGAGGAAAAUCGCCCAGGAGAGAGAGAGGAGGCAAGCGGAGGAGAGAGAGAAGGAGGAGAGAAGGAGAGCGGAGGAGAGAGAGAAGGAGGAGAGGAGGAGAGCGGAGGAGAGAGAGAAGGAGGAGAGGAGGAGAGCGGAGGAGAGAGAGAAGGAGGAGAGGAGGAGAGCGGAGGAGAGAGAGAGGAUAAGAGAGAGUGAAGGAGGAAAGAAGCCUGAGAACAGUGUGAAUACAGAUCUUCACUCACAGCUCUCUGCUCUGCUUAACAGCACAGCCAACGGACCCGGUGUGCUGCCUGUUUUAAAUGCUCAGGGGAAGCUGAACACCUACAGAGCCCUGUACCCCUUCACUGCCCGCAACGCUGAUGAACUCACACUGGAGGCAGACGGCCUCAUAGAGGUGGACGAGUCUACGGUCAGGGAGCCCGGCUGGCUGUAUGGAAGUUACGGAGGAAAGAGCGGCUGGUUUCCAGAAAGCUACGCAGAGAAGAUCAAUAAAGACAUGACAGAUCCUACAGCAGUUCUCACGCACACUACAGCACCCCCUGCUGACUACUCCAGGAUUCCCAGGGUGGAUAUAGAAGGUCCGACACCCACACACACUCCUGCAGCCACACUCUCACAGCAUGCACAGGCCAUAGCUGUCUGUGCAUGGACAGCAAACACUGAGAGUCAUCUGGGGUUCUCUAAGGAUGAUGUCAUCACGGUUCUGGAGCAGCAGGAGAACUGGUGGUAUGGCGAACUCGGGGAAAACAGAGGCUGGUUCCCCAAAACCCACGUCUCCAUGGUGACCACCAACAACUUCCAUACUGAACCAUUGUAUUCCACUGUUGAUGAACUGGACCUUCCUGACUCUGGUCCACUUGAAGAAUAUGUGGCCCUGUACACGUACGAGAGUCCAGAGUCAGGUGACCUGACAUUCCGGGCUGAGGACGUUAUCUUGGUAACGGAGAAGGAGGGGGAGUGGUGGAAAGGCUGCAUCGGUGACCAAUCGGGACUCUUUCCUUCCAACUAUGUUAAACCCAAAGACUCAGACACUGCCAAAUCUGGUGUGUCCAGUAAAAAGCCAGAGAUUGCCCAGGUAACAGCAGCUUGCAUCGCAACAACAGCGGAGCAGCUGAGUCUAACCCCUGGUCAGCUGAUCCUGGUUCUUCAUAAAAACUCCUGUGGCUGGUGGCUAGGAGAACUCCAGGCUCGUGGAAAGAAGCGUCAAAAGGGAUGGUUCCAAUCCUCAAACAUCAAACUGCUGGAGCCCAACAGUGGCAAGACCACCCCUGCACCUCCGCCACUGUGUCAGGUCAUCGCUAUGUAUGACUACAAAGCAGCCAGCGAGGACGAGAUGAGCUUCUUGAAAGGUCAGCUAAUUAAUGUCCUCAACAAGGACGACUCUGAUUGGUGGAAAGGAGAGCUCAACGGGGUCAUGGGGCUUUUUCCGACCAACUACGUGAAAAUGACCACAGAGUCCGAUCCCAGUCAGCAAUGGUGCGCGGACCUGCAUAGCUUAGACUCCAUGAGCUCAGAGGAGAGGAAGCGGCAGGGCUACAUCCACGAACUCAUUCACACAGAGCAGACCUACCUACAGGACCUGGAGCUGGUGCUGGAGGUGUUCUAUAAGCCGAUGGCUGAAUCAGGCCGUCUGACUGAGGCUGAGAUGGCGGUGAUUUUCGUCAACUGGAGGGAACUGAUCAUGUGCAACACCAAGCUACUCAAAGCUUUGCGUGUGCGUAAGAAAACAGCAGGUGAGAGGAUGCCGGUGCAGGUGAUUGGUGAUAUCCUCUCCUCUGAGCUUGCGCACAUGCAAGCCUACAUCCGCUUCUGCAGCUGCCAGCUCAACGCUGCUGCCCUGCUGCAGCAGAAGACUGACGCAUCGCCCGACUUCAAGCUCUUCUUAAAGAAAAUUGCUACUAAUUACCGCUGUAAAGGAAUGCCACUGUCCAGUUUCCUGCUGAAGCCCAUGCAGAGGAUCACGCGCUAUCCUCUGCUCAUCAGAAACAUUCUGGAGAAUACACCAGUGGGGCAUGUAGAUCAAGCUAACCUGCGGGAGGCGCUGGAGAGAGCAGAGGAGCUGUGCUCUCAGGUGAAUGAGGGCGUGAGGGAGAAAGAAAACUCAGACAGGCUGGAGUGGAUCCAGAACCAUGUGCAGUGUGAAGGGGUCAUCGAGCACCUGGUCUUUAACUCUCUAACCAACUGCCUGGGUCCUCGCAAGCUACUGCACAGCGGCCGAGUGUGGAAGACCAAGAGUAGCAAGGAGCUGUGGGCUUUCCUCUUCAACGACUUCCUCCUCCUCACCUACACCUCCAAGCAGUUCUCCUCCAGCUCUGAUAAGCUCUUCAGCCCCAAAUCUAACACCAUGUACAAGAUGUAUAAAACGCCUGUGUUCUUGAAUGAAGUGCUGGUUAAAAUGCCGUCUGACCCCUCCAGCGACGACCCGAUCUUUCACAUCUCACACAUUGACCGUGUGUACACACUGAAAGCCGACAGCAUCAAUGAGAGGACCGCCUGGGUCCAGCGAAUCAAAGCAGCCUCGGAGCAUUUCAUAGAGACGGAAAAGCUGAAGAGAGAGAAGGCGUACCAAGCUCGCUCUCAGAAGACAAGCGGUAUUGGACGAUUGUUGGUAACAGUUCAGGAGGCUGUUGAGCUGAAACCCUGCAAGCCUAACGGUAAGAGUAACCCAUACUGUGAGCUGUCUAUGGGAGCGCAGUGUUACACCUCUCGGCCUCAGAACGACACGCUCAACCCCAAAUGGAACUUCAACUGCCAAUUCUUCAUUAAAGACCUGUACCAGGACGUCCUUUGCAUCACCAUCUUCGAGCGUGACCAGUUCUCUCCUGACGACUUCCUGGGUCGUACCGAGGUUCCCGUGGCGACCAUAAAGAAGGACCAGGAGGGGAAAGGGCCGCUGACUCGGCGGCUGCUGCUCCACGAGGUUCCCACAGGAGAGGUCAGAGUUCGCCUCGACCUGCAGCUUUAUGAGCAGACGCCCCUCCUCUGACCACGAACCUUCUACCCCUCAGACACGACACUUUGAUUUCACGCAGAUGAAACUCUUCUCAGACGCUCAUUUCUAGAAGUCCAUGAGUUACUGCGGCUGAGCUAGGAGUGAGUUCAGUUUCACUAGAGGGCGCCAAAGAUUAUGUUAGUAAAUCGUCGCUGAACAAGCUCUUCCAGACUCUGCUGUCUGGAAUAUUUGGAAUACUCUGCUGAAUAUUUGGAUUUGAUAGUCAGUGGUAAAAUUAUAAUAAUAAUAGUAAUAAUAGUAAUAAUGUUACUAUUAUAAAUAUGAGCCACAUGGUUAAUUUGAAAAAAGGUGGAAGUUUGGCUAGAUAUGCACUCAACGUGACAUUGUUAUGAGCAGGACGGAAAUUCUGGCCUCUAUACGUUUUCAUGAGAAUCAUUUCUGUGCACAGCAUUUUGAGUUUGCUGCCUGUUUUUUGAGUUUUAAUAAGUGCAUCUUGCCUUCUUCAGUAACCACUCCUGUACAGUCAAAAGUUUGUGCGCUCCUGGUCAAAGGCUGCAUGUUUUGCUGGUUGUCUAAGCGUAAAUAAGUUAACACAUCUUCUACAGAGGGCACAUUGCUAUGCAUUUUAAUGCAUAAAUACUGCAGAUUUCCUGAAUUUAACAUAUUUCUGAGAAAAAAAAAGAAACCGUGCAAAAGUUACGCC
Pygocentrus nattereri (red-bellied piranha) is the source of this 6056-nucleotide messenger RNA. RefSeq names its product intersectin 2a (gene itsn2a). Gene Ontology annotation, biological process: positive regulation of Rho protein signal transduction; intracellular signal transduction. Lineage: Eukaryota; Metazoa; Chordata; Actinopteri; Characiformes; Serrasalmidae. Gene Ontology annotation, molecular function: protein binding; calcium ion binding; guanyl-nucleotide exchange factor activity. Bases 269 to 5386 code for a protein of 1705 amino acids. The transcript has 40 exons. The record is from RefSeq and is a predicted model, not a curated record.